Messenger RNA from Bactrocera latifrons, 566 nucleotides. RefSeq names its product RNA/RNP complex-1-interacting phosphatase-like. The record is from RefSeq and is a predicted model, not a curated record. The coding region runs from base 182 to 535 and encodes 117 amino acids. Lineage: Eukaryota; Metazoa; Arthropoda; Insecta; Diptera; Tephritidae. Gene Ontology annotation, molecular function: polynucleotide 5'-phosphatase activity. The transcript is spliced from 5 exons.
GUGUGCGUGCGUACCAUAAUAUAUGUCAAAUAUCUUCGUAAAUAUUUAUAGUUCUUAACAAAUAAUAAAAUUUUGAUAAAUUUACUUAAAGUCCUCCAAAAUCUCAAAAUUCAAAGUGUUUUCAAAAGUAUUUAAAUAUUUUUUGUUGUCAGUGCGGCAACUAUCAAUCAGUAUCAAGACUAUGGCACCUUCAAUACCAGAUAGAUGGCUCAACUAUACUCCUAUGGGUCAACGGGUCGAAGGAACACGAUUUAUUGCAUUUAAAGUGCCGCUUCGGGAGGUUGUCAAUGAAAAUGUGGACGAGCAGGACCGACUUGAUGCCUCGAUUUUACUGAAAUCAAUACCGAACUUGGGUAUGAUUAUCGAUCUGACGAACACCUCUCGCUAUUAUACGCCAGAUUGCUUUGUAAAGAAGGGUUUAGAGUAUAAUAAAUUAAUGAUUCCUGGCCAUCAUACACCACCGCCACAUUUGGUUGAUCAAUUCAAAAAACUGGUGUUUAAUUUUUUAAAUAAAAACGCGGGUAACGGUAAGUAAACCCAUAAUCGGAACUAACACAGCUGUUGCA